CAGAUGCUGGAUGAUAAAGAGGGAACAGAAAUUGAGACUUUAUCAAAAAGCAUUAGCAACCUCACAGACUUCAAAGAGGAGAAAAAAGAUCUGCUUGCGGGCUCACUCUCACCCAAUACUAAGGAAAGAAUAAUACUGUGCAUACGAGAAACAACGCUUUAAAUUACACUGGCUAGAAUGGACCAAACAGAUCUCCAGCAUGAAGCCAAAACCAGCAUUUUCAGGUCCUUAUGGGGUAAACCCAACAAAACCACCUCCCUAGAUCUUAUCCACCUCUUUGGUGACUGUAUCCGAGCAGCUUCAUCCAGGACUAAAGACUAUUUGCUCUUCAGGGACCCAGAAAGCAAAUUCCACCCAAAUCCUUCAACACUUUGCGAGAUCUUUCUGAUGACUUACAUCCAACGCAGCAGCCAGUUAAAUCUCACCAACAUCUUCAAUUGUACAGCCAUGACCCCAGAACAGAGGGUCUUACUUGGUGCCCAAUGGGUUUGGGCCGUGUUAGACUAUCCAACCAAGAACCCCCGAAUUCAGAUCGCAGUCCAGGUUUUUCAUCUGCCAGAGAGAGUGGAGGAGAACUUCGAGGAACUGUCCUUAGAUACCUACAGCGAGAUCAUGCGUAUGGCUGGGAUGGAGGUGGUGAAUGGUACUCAAGCCGAGAGAAUGGUGGAUUUCUGUUCUUCCAUUGGUAGAGAUUGUUACGCUCUAUUCCUCUUCUUCGGACGCGAAAACGACGAGGGUAACAUUUAUGGGUUGUUAAGCAACAACCUGCAAGCAGCUGUUGGGAAGUGUGUACGACUCGAUCGAUCUUUUAUCGAUCACUUUUUUAAGGGAGCAAAAUGCUUUGUCACUCCAAGUGGGAUGUUGCGAGCGCUGGUUGGUAAGGAAGGUGACGACCCUCUCACCAUGCUUGUUAAAUUUACCUAACAGCUAAAUUUAUGGCAGUUGGUGUUGAAUUUAUUACCAUUUGUUGGUUUAUGGGCUGCUCACCACCGUAACAGAUACAAUGCAUUUAGCAUUGAGUAAACAUGCUGCUUUGUGUGAUGUUUUUCUUGCAACUUGCAAAUGUUUGUCAGCAAUACCUUACUGUUACUUUAUGCAUUAAAACUGUGGUUAUAAUAUGCAGAAAUAAAUAUUUUGUCUGGGAAAAAGUCAUUAGAGAGGGUAUUUUUAUCUGUGUUUAACUAUGACAUAUUUCAGUAGCUUAAUGGUUAAGAAAUAAUUUAUAAUUGUAUGUAAGAUUUGGUCAAAAGCUGUCAAUGGGGCCUUAUUUAUAAUAUUACAAAUAUUUAAUAACUACUUAAUAUUUACCAUUAAA
This is a messenger RNA of Misgurnus anguillicaudatus (oriental weatherfish), 1315 nucleotides long. RefSeq names its product RAB15 effector protein (gene rep15). Lineage: Eukaryota; Metazoa; Chordata; Actinopteri; Cypriniformes; Cobitidae. The record is from RefSeq and is a predicted model, not a curated record. Gene Ontology annotation, biological process: receptor recycling.